AGAGACGGACGGCGCGUGCGCAGUGCGAGCCGUGCCGAGCCGUGCCGGGAGCCGAGGAUCCAGCCGCCCGGACUAUGGCGGAGGAGGUGAGCACGCUGAUGAAGGCCACGGUGCUGAUGCGCCAGCCGCGGCGCGUGCAGGAGGUGAUUUCUGAUUUUGACAUGACCUUGAGCAGGUUUGCAUGUAAUGGACAGAGAUGCCCUUCUUCCCACAAUAUUCUGGAUAACAGCAAGAUCAUCAGUGAAGAGUGUCGGAAAGAGCUCUCGGCCCUUCUUCACCACUACUACCCCAUUGAGAUCGACCCCCAGCGGACCAUCAAGGAGAAGUUGCCGCAUAUGGUGGAGUGGUGGACCAAAGCGCACAACUUGCUGUGUCAGCAGAGGAUUCACAAGUCUCAGAUAGCGCAGGUGGUCCAAGAUUCCGCUGCAAUGCUCAGGGAGGGAUAUAAGACAUUCUUCAACACACUACAUCAAAACAACAUUCCCCUUUUCAUCUUUUCGGCGGGCAUUGGUGAUAUCCUGGAAGAAAUCAUUCGGCAAAUGGGCAUGCUCCACUCCAACAUUCACAUUGUGUCUAACUACAUGGACUUUAAUGAAGAGGGUUUUCUACAAGGAUUCAAGGGCCAGCUCAUCCACACCUACAACAAGAACAGCUCUGUGUGUGAGAACUCCAAUUACUUCCAGCAACUGCAGGGCAAAACCAACAUCCUCCUGCUUGGAGACUCUAUGGGGGACCUCACUAUGGCGGACGGGGUUCCUGGUGUACAGAACAUCCUCAAGAUUGGCUUCUUGAAUGACAAGGUGGAAGAACGGCGGGAGCGCUACAUGGACGCCUAUGACAUCGUGCUGGAGAAGGAUGAGACCCUGGACGUGGUCAACGGGCUGCUACAGCACAUCCUGAGCCCAGGGGACCACAUGGAGAUGCAGGGCUCCUGAGGGGGCAGGCCGUGACAAACAAGGGAAGCUUCCCCACGAGGCCACUUCAUCAUGAUUCCAAAGGAAAGUUCAGGGCAGCCCAGAGUUACUGAGCUCUUGUUCAUCCCUGCCCGCUCCCCCCUGACUUUGCUUUCCUCCUGGUCACAGGGGGCUUUAAGGGAGGCCCUGCUGGGUGGGAGGGCACCACAUACUGUUCUUGAUAACCAGCAACCACCGCAUGUGACUGUUUUAUGUAUCCUCUAGUCUAGAGAUUCUUUGGAAAAGAAAA
Dipodomys ordii (Ord's kangaroo rat) is the source of this 1203-nucleotide messenger RNA. RefSeq names its product 5'-nucleotidase, cytosolic IIIB (gene Nt5c3b). Lineage: Eukaryota; Metazoa; Chordata; Mammalia; Rodentia; Heteromyidae. The coding region runs from base 75 to 935 and encodes 286 amino acids. The record is from RefSeq and is a predicted model, not a curated record. Gene Ontology annotation, cellular component: cytoplasm. Gene Ontology annotation, molecular function: magnesium ion binding; 5'-nucleotidase activity. The transcript has 9 exons.